GUGCAAGCAGAGAAGGUGACCCGAAUCGCCGACGGCGAGCGACCACCAAUGUCCGCCGAGACCGACGAAGCGGUGGAAGUCACCGUUGAAGGGAGCGACACGGAACCGGUGAUGGAGGAGGAGGCUGUGGCCGGAGACGCGACAGAGGAGCAGCAGCGGCGAGAGACCCAGGUGCUGGAGAGGGCAAUCAGAGCUACUGACGUUGCUGCAGUCGAAGAAGGGGACUUUGUAACCCCUGCUGCUGUUCAAAUUCGGACCGUCCCUGUUGUUCCCUCAAUCGACGGAAUAGGGGAUGAAUCACUUGAUAGCCAUACUUCCUCGACGCGAACGAGACCAGAAAGAAGAAAAUGGUGGAAGAGGGUCUCCAACGCGAAGAAAGGAGGAACCGCGAGAGACCAUUGAUCUCGAAGGUCUUUGGAGAAGAGAAUUCGCCGCUACUGUGGGUGAAGUUGGACGAGGGACGGACAGAUCUCAGCGCCAGCCACCGACAAUGCGGAGAGGAGACGACUGCAAACUGUCGGGCUAGUUCGUCGGCAUCGCAAACCGCCGCAGCACUGACGCACUCACUAGCGGCUCGAGUCGUGGCAAUGACGGCCGAUGAGAAGAAACAGGAGGGCGGCGACGAUUUCCCUUCCUCCUUCCGGACAUCGAGCGACGAGGUGGCGGAGAUAAGAGGUGGUGGGUCGGAUUGGCCCCCUAGCCGCCUGACGACCUUGUCGCGGGAGAAGGAGGCGAAGCGGGCACCUUCGGGAAGGGAAGCGUCGAGGAAAGAGCCGAGGACCACCGACGCGGAGGCGGAGGCGGAGGCGGAGUCGGAGAAGCGACCUGCAGCGCGCGAAUCUCCGUGUCGGCUGGGUAGGUCUCGCCGUCGGCGAGUGGCUUGUGUGCCGCUGGGGAGGGAAACGACGAGGGAGGGUGGCUGUUACCUCUCCCCUGCAACCCUAGUUCGCCUCACUCAGAAGCAACAAGUCGGGCGGGCCGUGCUCCAGUUCGUGGGCCGCUCUGUUCGGAUCUACGGGUUUGAUGCCGCUAGAAGGUUCUCAUCACGACUGGUCCGUAGAAAAAAUUCGCCGAGCUUAUGUUGGGCGGAUCAGAUCAGAAUGGGCUAAGAGCAGUGGAUUGGUUUGGAUACGGGCUGAGAAGUGAGAAGUCUAUUGGGCUCUCCUUGGGCCGAGUUUCAAUGGGUUGUCUUAUUGAUUUUAGUUUGCAGGGACAUAACUUAAACGAAGAAGAGAGUUUGGUGGGCUUAACUAGUGGGUCUUUAAAGGAGACAAGCCCAAACAAAAUUAGAAGGAGGAGUGCACAAAAACUUCAAAUUGGUUUGGGCCAUAAUUCUUUUUUAGAAGUUAUCAUGGGCCGAACUAAGGAAGAUGGCAAAGGGAGCUGGGAGCAGUCAUGGAUCGUCAACACCACCAAGUACUUAGCGAAGUCAAUGGAGCAAUCCAUCGAAUACUUUAAGGUGGUUAAUGAGGAUAUGCUCAAGGAAGAACAACUCUCUGACUCUUAUUUUAUAGAGUUUGAAAAGGAGUUAGGAGAGUCAUUUGGAGAGUCAUUUGGUCGAGGUUGUGACACGAUCCAUGUGGGUAAGGGAGAAGCCAUGGGAGUCGAAGUUGCUGGCAUGAGAUUCGUUCAAGUAGUGGAGCCUGAUUGGAAGAAAAGGAAGCGCAAGACACGGAGCAGUUGGCGUACUGAUAGCACAAGAGAGGCGAAGACGUGGGUCGAAUCGGUCAACCUUGAGGGCAAGGUUGGUCUCAAGGGGGAGGGGAUGUUAGAAACACGUUUUCUAACGAAAACGGGUUUCUAUGUCAUCAUUAUCAUUAGCAUUAUUAUUAGGUUUUAUUAAAUAUGGUUAGUAGUCUUUUAGUAGAAU
Linum tenue is the source of this 1870-nucleotide messenger RNA. NCBI's taxonomy places the organism in Eukaryota, Viridiplantae, Streptophyta, Magnoliopsida, Malpighiales, Linaceae. The record is from the annotation of a GenBank genome assembly.